Amphimedon queenslandica is the source of this 1780-nucleotide messenger RNA. Its product is annotated as threonylcarbamoyladenosine tRNA methylthiotransferase-like. The record is from RefSeq and is a predicted model, not a curated record. Gene Ontology annotation, cellular component: endoplasmic reticulum. The transcript has 8 exons. Gene Ontology annotation, molecular function: tRNA (N(6)-L-threonylcarbamoyladenosine(37)-C(2))-methylthiotransferase activity; 4 iron, 4 sulfur cluster binding. Lineage: Eukaryota; Metazoa; Porifera; Demospongiae; Haplosclerida; Niphatidae. Bases 38 to 1690 code for a protein of 550 amino acids. Gene Ontology annotation, biological process: tRNA methylthiolation.
UGAACGGAGUUUUACGACUAAAGUACGGACUCUAAACAUGGCUGAUGGUGAUGGUGAGAAUUGUAGCUCUAAUUGCAGAGAAGAGGAAGCGUUUCCUGACAUUGAAGACCUCAUUCCGUCUUCUGAAGAGCCUAGGGAAUCCUCUAGAGCCACUAGAGGCGUUCUUCCUCGCGCUUUGAGGCGAAACAAUGGCCCCAACCUUGUUGCUGAAGGUGACAGCUUCAUCCCAGGCAGUCAGAGCAUCUACAUAAAGACCUGGGGCUGCUCUCAUAAUACUAGCGAUGGAGAGUACAUGGCAGGACUGCUAGCAGCUGAAGGAUACACUAUUACUGACUCACCAUUGGACGCUCACGUGUGGCUACUAAACAGCUGCACUGUGAAAGGUCCAAGUGAAGAUGGUUUCAAAAGCGCCAUCAAGAAAGGAAAGGAACUCAACAAGACCCUUGUGGUUGCCGGGUGCGUCCCCCAGGGACAGAAAGACCUUGACGAAAUAAAGGACAUUUCUGCCGUGGGUGUCAAACAGAUUGAUCGUAUAGUUGAAGUGGUGGAGGGAGCUUUAAAGGGAGGAACCGUUAGGCUGUUUGGGACAAAGAGAGGGAGUGGGCGUCAGUUAGCCGGACCGAGUCUGGAGCUACCAAAAAUCAGGAAGAAUCCUUUAGUGGAAAUAAUACCAAUCAAUUCGGGCUGUCUUAAUCACUGUACUUAUUGUAAGACAAAGCACUCUCGAGGUAAUCUCGCUAGUUAUUAUCCGCAAGAAAUAAUCUCAAGAGCUACUCAAGCUUUUGAAGAAGGCGUGGUCGAAAUAUGGCUAACGAGCGAAGACACUGGUGCAUACGGCCGGGAUAUAGGCGUGACUUUACCCGAGUUGCUAUGGCAACUUGUUGAGGUGAUGCCGGAAGGUUCUAUGCUUCGUAUUGGAAUGACAAACCCACCGUACAUAAUGGAACACCUGGAGGAAAUGGCAAAGAUCUUGUCCCAUCCACGAGUGUAUUCAUUCCUUCACGUUCCGGUCCAAUCUGGCUCUGAUGCUGUACUGGGAGAAAUGAAGAGAGAAUACACCAUCAAACAGUUUAGGAAAGUAGUGGAUUAUCUAAAAGAACAAGUUCCUGGUGUUACCAUAGCUACAGACGUCAUAUGUGGGUUUCCAACUGAAACUGAAGAAGAUUUCAGUGAGACUCUUUCUCUCGUUAAUGAGUAUAAGUUCCCUUCAUUGUUUAUUAAUCAGUUUUAUCCACGGCCUGGGACUCCAGCUGCUAAAAUGAAACGAAUACCAACAAAUGAAGUAAAGAACAGGUCUCGGAAAUUAACGGAAUUAUUCCAUUCCUAUACUCCAUACUCUAAACGUGUGGGCGGGAUUGAGACCAUACUCGUCACAGAAAUGUCACAUGACAAGCGUUAUUAUGUUGGACACACUAAGUACUAUGAACAGGUGCUAGUUCCACAGUAUAAAGAACUCAUGGGGAAAAUGGCGCUUGUUAAGAUAGUAUCGACUGGGAAGCAUUUCAUGAUGGGAGAGAUAAUAGACGUAUUGCGUUUACCUUCUGAUAGCGUCAUAAAUGAUGGUGAUAAAUCUUUUGGGAAGAUUAGUACCAGUAAUAAGAUGUUAGGACUAAUAUUGAUAGUGAUGAUAGUACUGGUGUUGUAUAGACUCCCUCACAUUAUAGCUGUGUUUCAUAAACUGUACAUUUAGAAGGAGCAAGCGUCCAUUUUUAUCAUAAAAAUACUCAAUUGUCAUUAAUUUUUCAUAAUUUACAUGUCAGUAACAGCAUAUGAAUUGACU